AUGGACUGGAACGCCUGGAAGCCGCCGACGAAGCCUGUCCGGACAGGGAAAGGGAAGCAGCAGCAGCAGCAACAGCAGCAUGUGGUAAAAUAUGCUACGGAAACUGAAACUGAGCCGUUGAGGGAAUUUCAAAUUCUCUUUGCAUCAACACAGCAGCAAAUGGAACAGGAUCACCCCGGUCAGCCUGAAAAAUGUUUGUUGAACAGACUGCCGGCCGUUACGUGCAUACAGGGUUACUUGAGCGACCGGGACUCGGACCCCGGUAGAGGACUUCUGAAAAGAGUGCUCGAGCAUUCGGCUUGUCUUCGCUUUCUGAUCAGCUUUCGGGUUCCAGAUCAAGAUCGCUUCGGAAACCCAUCGCUAGAUGAUCAGAAAGCGGACGAACGAGUUGAUCUCGGCAUAACCAGCAAGACGACCAGCUCCGUAUUGGGGUAUAUCAGCCUUUCACAAGAACAAUACGUGCUCAGGACCGAGAAGAGUUUCCCAAAUGAUGUGAUACUUGCAGUCUCGUGGAGGUGGUCUAAGGAUGGCGGUGCUGUUCAGGCUUUCCUCCACGGCUGUCAGCCCACUAUUGUAGUUGAAGACGACGAAAACGUCAGCGAAGCAGACGCAAUCAAACGUUGGUUCGAUGAGAUUCCCACGGAUCAGGCUUUCGGAGCAUGGAAACAUCCCCUUCUCCCAGCUCUAUUAGUUGGGGAGAUGCAGCUAAGCCGCCAUCGUCAUCACUUUCACAACUAUAAGCGGCUGUUUGACAAGGUGUUCAACCAGAUCUCGACGGCCGCCAAUCAACCACACCUCGCCGACCAUUUGAAAAAUGCCCAGGUCUCGGAAUGGUUUGAAGAAAUUCGAGAAAUGUUUACAAACCACCACCAAUUCCACCGAAUCAUCGUUUCAUUCAUCAGCAUCGUGAAUACUCUGGUCAAGUUCUGCGGUGAAAUCCAGGUCCACGGCACCUCUGGAGCACACGAUGAUUUCCGAAUCGCCUCAGAGUCCGUUGCUUGCCGCUUUCGACAGCUGCAUCAGGACUAUUCUACCCUGGAAGGCGAGGCACAAUAUCUCGUCAACGGCACUUCGUUGCUCCAGAAAUCGCUAUGGAGCGUCACUGGACAGAAGAACAGCCAGAUCAACACAAAGAUCUCCGAUACAAGCCGAGCCAUUGCGAAAGCUGCGAGUCAAGAUAGCUCUGCCAUGAGGGCACUGGCGGUGAUCACUGCCAUAUUUCUGCCAGCUACAACAAUUGCGACCAUAAUGACUAUGCCGGUAAUGGAUUGGUCCAAGCAUUUUGCAUACCCCGAUAUCCGGGGGAGUAUCUGGAUAUUUGUGGUGACCACCCUUGUUCUGACGAGUGCCACCCUCUAUUCUUGGCGUUGUUGGUAUUUACGGGAUCUUUGGAAGCGAGAUGUCAACUCCAGAGUGGACGAGACCAUGGCCAAUGGACCAGACUCUGACCCGGAGAACCAGCAGGUUGGCGACGAUUCAGAUGGAGACAACCGAACCAAGCAAGGCAAAGACGAAAUCAGGGCGCUCAUGAUCAAGGGCAAGAAAGCACAGGAGCAUCGUAAGCGAGUUCUCAGCGAAGUGCGAAGAAAAUUGCCGUAUCCACUGAGGCAACUCUUCCGCUUGGAGCGUCAUUACCAGCUGCCGGACGAGGAGGCCAUGGUGGACAUCUUUCCUCGUGGCGGGCCACGCCCAGCGACCCUCGAAAUUUCCAGAGGAACACCGGAAGCUUCAGAGCCGACAUCUUCGCCGUGGGGGAGUCCUUCACACGCGAAAAUCUUGACAAACAGCCCCUCAUCCAAGGACGCAGGGCAAUUCUCGAGCCCACCGAGAACCAGACUAUGUUCAUCCAGAUCUCCGACAGCUGUUGCAAACCCCUCAGGGGCCGAGCCUUCAGCAGCGAAGCUCUCAGGGAACGAUCCAACAGAGCCGUUCUGGGUUAGAAAGAUGCCUUCUGAAGCGAGAAUUCCCAAAGACGGACCCUCAGAGACAAAAGCCUUGGGGACUCGACCGACGGAGAAUAAUCUCUCACACGGGCCGCCCUCAGAUGCGACGGCCUCCGGAGCCUGCGACCCAGGAAACGAAGCCGCGGAGACGAGGAAUCCCGAGGUGAAUCCCUCACAUGCCGAUGCCCCCGAAUCUGCCCCCUCGGAAAUGACCUCUGCGGGAGCAUCGACUUCAUCAGAAACGAGACCGUCGACGUUGAAUACACCGUUAGACGGGACCUUCCCGGCGACCAAGCCUUCGAUAGAGGCAGACUCACCCACACGAGAGAGUGUUACGGCACAAACCGGUCGAGAUGGUCAGUAAGUCGGCAAAAGAUUGGCGUCACUGAAAAGGUGCUUGGAGAGCCUCGACGCGCAGCUUGCAGUUGAUAACAGUGGAAGUUGACCAUCACCGACGAGCUUUCGGCUAUCGGCUUGCUGUAACAAGUGACCAUCCCCUGU
This is a messenger RNA of Cladophialophora immunda, 2444 nucleotides long. RefSeq lists its product as uncharacterized. NCBI's taxonomy places the organism in Eukaryota, Fungi, Ascomycota, Eurotiomycetes, Chaetothyriales, Herpotrichiellaceae. The coding region runs from base 1 to 2307 and encodes 768 amino acids. The transcript is spliced from 7 exons. The record is from RefSeq and is a predicted model, not a curated record.